Molecule: messenger RNA, 4716 nt
Organism: Gryllus bimaculatus (two-spotted cricket)
Lineage: Eukaryota; Metazoa; Arthropoda; Insecta; Orthoptera; Gryllidae
Source: the annotation of a GenBank genome assembly
UGACCACCGGGAGCCUGCCUAUUCGCUAUUCGUUAUUCUGCCUUGUGAAUGAGAAAAUGGCUGCUCGGGCUGGUGGAAGUCUCUCCUUUGUUUAGUACUUUCAGGGUUGAAAAUUGAAGGAAAUAUUAAAAUGCCGAGUGCUUCGUUUACGUCAUCGCGUUCAUAUGUAAGAAGAUCACGAAGAAAAGUUGCGAACAGGAUUCCUUUACCAUCUCGUACGAGCUCAGCUGAGCCAUGUGAACUGACUUGCCAAAUACCAAAUCAAAGCAUACCUGGAGCAGGAGGCUCCUCUAGUGCACCACCAGCUGCGGGGGCGUCUUCCUCUAGUGCAUCCAGCAGUUCAACUGUGACAGCAGCCACGGGAAGCACAAGCACGUCAGGUUUAAGUAACACAACCAGCAGCCAUCACUCACCAUAUGAUUUACGGAGGAAGUCUCCACCCUACCAUGAUGCUACCGCCAGUACUAGUACAGCUACUUCAAGUUCAACCUCAAGUAAUUAUUUAGCAUCGAUGCUGCCUGCACGCAAGCGGCCUCGUCGAACAUGUUCUGUCACCAAUGAAACUUGUUCGGCGACUGCUGCUCACUAUCUUCAGUACGAACUUCCUGAUGAAGUUCUGCUCACUAUAUUUAGUUACCUUUUAGAACAGGACUUGUGUCGUGUUAGCCAAGUAUGCAAACGAUUUCAAGCUAUCGCGAAUGACACAGAGUUGUGGAAAAAUUUGUAUCAGAGUGUUUAUGAAUAUGACCUCCCAUUGUUCAACCCUGCUCCAUGUCGGUUUGAGUUUUGUGCACCAGAAGACUCGGAUCAUGCCAACCCUUGGAAGGAGAGCUUCCACCAGUUAUAUCGUGGUGUGCACGUGCGACCAGGCUACCAAGACAUGACAUUCCGUGGCCGUAAUAUUAAAUAUUUUAAUACAGUUCAGAAUGCUUUGGACUUUGCUGACGAGCGUGGUUCCAAUGCUGAUGGAGAUGGUCAUGGUGCUUUGGUGUUCCUGCAUGCUGGCACAUACCGUGGCGAGUUCCUUGUCAUAGAUUCUGAUGUGGCACUCAUCGGGGCAGCUCCAGGAAAUGUUGCAGAAUCUGUUAUAUUAGAACGGGAAUCGGAGAGUACAGUGAUGUUUGUGGAGGGAGCAAAGCAUGCGUAUGCUGGACAUCUUACUCUGAAGUUUUCUCCUGACGUAACUUCAACUGUUCCCCAUCAUAAGCAUUAUUGCUUGGAAGUUGUUGAAAAUUGUAGUCCCACAGUUGACCACUGCAUCAUUCGAAGUACUUCUGUUGUUGGAGCAGCUGUCUGUGUUAGUGGUGUUGGAGCAAAUCCUGUUAUCAAACAUUGUGAUAUCAGUGAUUGUGAAAACGUUGGUCUGUAUGUGACAGACUAUGCCCAAGGAACGUAUGAGGAUAAUGAAAUUAGUCGAAAUGCAUUAGCAGGAAUAUGGGUAAAAAAUUUUGCAAAUCCAAUUAUGCGCAGAAAUCAUAUUCAUCAUGGAAGGGAUGUUGGUAUUUUUACUUUUGAAAAUGGAUUGGGUUACUUUGAAGCGAAUGACAUUCAUAAUAAUCGUAUAGCUGGUUUUGAAGUGAAGGCAGGAGCUAAUCCGACUGUUGUACAUUGUGAAAUCCAUCAUGGUCAAACCGGUGGCAUUUAUGUACAUGAAAAUGGUUUAGGUCAAUUUAUAGAUAACAAAAUACAUUCUAAUAAUUUUGCUGGUGUUUGGAUAACUUCAAACAGCAAUCCAACAAUAAGGCGCAAUGAAAUAUAUAAUGGGCAUCAAGGAGGAGUGUAUAUUUUUGGAGAAGGAAGGGGCUUAAUUGAACAUAACAAUAUAUAUGGUAAUGCCUUGGCAGGAAUUCAGAUUCGCACAAAUAGUGAUCCAAUUGUUCGGCACAAUAAGAUUCAUCAUGGUCAACAUGGUGGUAUAUAUGUUCAUGAGAAAGGGCAAGGUUUAAUAGAAGAAAAUGAAGUGUAUGCUAACACGUUGGCUGGAGUUUGGAUUACAACUGGUAGCACUCCAGUAUUGCGCCGUAAUCGAAUACAUUCUGGAAAGCAAGUUGGUGUGUAUUUUUAUGAUAAUGGCCAUGGCAAACUGGAGGAUAAUGACAUUUUCAACCAUUUAUAUUCUGGUGUACAAAUAAGAACUGGAAGUAACCCUAUCAUUCGAGGAAACAAAAUAUGGGGUGGUCAGAAUGGAGGGGUUCUAGUUUAUAAUGGUGGUUUAGGGUUGUUGGAACAAAAUGAAAUUUUUGAUAAUGCUAUGGCUGGUGUAUGGAUUAAAACUGAUUCUAACCCUACUCUCAAGCGGAACAAAAUAUUUGAUGGCAGAGAUGGUGGAAUAUGUAUUUUCAAUGGUGGGAAAGGUAUACUAGAAGAAAAUGAUAUUUUUCGUAAUGCACAAGCUGGUGUUCUUAUUUCUACACAAAGUCACCCUAUCUUGAGGCGGAAUCGGAUAUUUGAUGGUCUGGCAGCUGGAGUUGAAAUAACCAACAAUGCCACUGCUACAUUAGAAUAUAAUCAGAUCUUUAACAAUAGGUUUGGUGGUUUGUGUUUAGCAAGUGGUGUUCAGCCAAUUGUGAGAGGUAAUAAAAUUUUUAACAAUCAAGAUGCUGUGGAAAAGGCUGUAACUAAUGGUCAGUGUUUAUAUAAGAUAUCAAGUUACACGUCAUUUCCAAUGCAUGAUUUCUAUCGAUGUCAAACAUGCAAUACCACAGACCGCAAUGCAAUCUGUGUUAAUUGCAUUAAGACAUGCCAUGCUGGACAUGAUGUUGAAUUUAUUCGACAUGACAGAUUCUUCUGUGACUGUGGUGCUGGUACCCUAACCAACCAAUGCCAGCUGCAAGGUGAACCCACCCAGGACACAGACACACUCUAUGAUUCAGCUGCCCCCAUGGAGUCUCACACUCUAAUGGUGAACUGAGCAAGCUGUUUGUUCUUUGUCUCUCAUGUCCCGCUCUCCCCACAGAACAGUAUUUGCAGGAAUACGCAUUGUAGACAAUUGCAAGGCAGUUCCACUCGUAACAUUCGUGUGCCAGAGAAAUAAAACUUCAAAAAGAGAAAAAAAUCUAACGCAAGGCCUACCAUGUAUUUACGAUGUGCCAGAGCCCUGUGUUUGACUACACAAGUUGUGUUAUUUCUGUAAGAAUCUCUUGAUUUUGAAUUUUGUUCCAUAUACGUACAUUUAGUGAGUAACGUUUUGGAUGUGUUUAUUUUUUCCAGAUGAGGUUAUAAAUACAUAUAAAUAUAAAUAUAUAUAUAUUGUGCAUGUGUGAAAGUAUGUAUUUUGAAAUGAAUGUGUGUGUACUAAGUGUGAAUGACAGUUCGAAGGAGCGUAAUAACUUGUAAAUAUAUAAAUAGAAAAGGUAUGUUUAAUAUAACGUUUAGAAAAUGAAAUUUCAUUCAAAUUACACCGAGAGUUCAAUUUAAUUUUUGCUGUAGACUUGAGGUUGCAUUCAAUAACAAUGGGAGUCAUUAUUUGUGAAAGCCACAAUUAAAACUCUUGCAGCUACCAUAUUGUCUAAAGAUACGCAAUGACUCACAUUGUAAUACUGUACUUUUUCCAUUACUCUUUUUUGUAACAAUGCUGUUAUCAUAUACUGUCACUGAAUAUGUAUAGUGCUACUUAUAUAUUAACUAUGGAAAUAAUGUUUGCUAUUGAGCGUGUACAGCAGGAAUGUUUUAAGAUACGUAGUGUGUUUUGGCGCAGUAAAAUUGUGCACAUAAUUCUGGCAUAUCGUCAACCAGACCUUAGGUCAGUUAGGUAAAGGUGAAACUAACAAAAUUUUAUCUAAGAUCUGCCAAACAUGACCUCAUGCUUUAUUUGGUGUUGUUAAACUGACAUGUAAAUAGAGUUGGAUGUGUUCUGUGCUUUUAUUUUUGAAAAAUAUCAUGUAUACCUCUUGCUAUGUCGUACAUUUUUGGUGUGUUUUUGACCAAAAAAAAAAAUUAAAUGUAAUGUUGGAUUGGUACAUCUGUUUAGGUUUUAUUUUUAAAAAAUGUACAAAAAAAAUCAUAAAAUUUUUAAUUGCAGAUGUAGUUUUAAUGUUUUUGAGAUUUAUACAUAUUGCCAGUUCUAAAUAAAACUGAACAUUUUUGUUAUGAUGGUACCAGUAAAUAAUAGUGUCGUAUUGAUGAAAUGUUUUCUUCAUCUCAAUAUGUGGCAGCGCUACAAAGUGGAAUAAACACUUGUAACAAUUACUUAUUUUUUCUUUGUUAUAGUUCACUUAAAUAGUAUCACCCAAUAACUGUGCAGAAGUACAAUGUUUAUGUUAAUGUUUAAGUGACAUUUAAGUCAUCUACUCAAAGUGCCAUACAAGUGUUUUGGGUCAUGUGUAACUUAAGAGAACUACUGAGGAUUGUUGCAUUCUUUUUUACUUGGCAGUGUGACCUUUUACAACAGCAUUAUAGAACAGCAAGCUUAUUGUGAAUAUUUUCCCUGCUUGGUUUUGUUAUUCAUACAUUAAUUUAAAUUAAUGGUGUUUCAAACUUGGUAAUGUGUAUUAUUCCCAUUGUUCUGUGUUCUCUUGCAUUCCUUCCUUUCUUCUUUUCAAGAACAUUGCCAAAGAACCAAGCAAUUCUCAGCUUCUUUAUUGACUUCAUUCUGCUGUAUUAGAAAUAGGCAUUGUCUUAAAAAGACAGAAACUGACAAAAAAAUUCUGUAAAUUUCAUUCAUGUACCACAAUAUUGUAGUGCUGCACUUCAGCUGUAUACAUAUUAUAAAUAUAU